AUGCACCUAUAUUCUUCGAAGGUGGAACAUCAACAGAAGGGGAGUACUUUCAUUAAAUCCAGCUCCAACUGCACAUUGAGUCCUAGAGGAACAUAUGGUCUCUGCUGUGAGCUGGUGGCAAAUUCUAGGAUACAGCCAAAAAGUGGGCAGUUUGACUAUGACUAUAGCCCAAACUUCCACCCCACAUUUCAGGUGUUUUUGGACUGCAUUUCAGGUGCAGAGAACAUCAGACUGAGUCUUUUAGACAGAGGAAGUAACGACCAAAGAGUGUGGGAGUGUCUGGUUCCAGCAGAUUUCGUACCACCUCAAGUCAAUCCAAUCAACCCUAAUCCAGGUGCUGAGGCUGAACUGAACCAGCUCACAGAUGCAGCUUUUGUGGAUAAGCACAUGGCUGAUCUCAUUCAGAGGGUCAAGAUGGUGCAACAUGUAGCAGAUGACCUCGUUAUGGAGGAAGUGAUCGAAGAUGAAUUGUAUUCAAGAAUCUGCAGUGCUGAUAACACUGAGAAACAAAUAAGACUAAUGUUUGAUGCUGUACAAGCAGGAGGAACAAGAGCGAAAUCUGCCUUCUACAAAGCUCUCCAAAAACAUGAACCUCGUCUUGUCCAGGACCUGGGUAAGAUCAAACUCUUCUAG
This is a messenger RNA of Coregonus clupeaformis (lake whitefish), 633 nucleotides long. RefSeq lists its product as uncharacterized. The transcript is spliced from 4 exons. Lineage: Eukaryota; Metazoa; Chordata; Actinopteri; Salmoniformes; Salmonidae. Gene Ontology annotation, biological process: innate immune response; inflammatory response; regulation of apoptotic process. The record is from RefSeq and is a predicted model, not a curated record. The coding region runs from base 1 to 633 and encodes 210 amino acids.